CUGCCUCUAAAAACGAGACGAAACCAAGAAAGUCUCGUCUCGGAUGCUUUUACCUUUAAUUAACUAGUUCCGGUUCAGACCAGCUCUUCCGGUAUUUAGGCCGCCGCUGGAGUGAAUCUCCCAGGCGCAAUUUUUUUGUUUCCCGAAUCGGCUGUGUAUCCGCAGCAUCCUCGGUGCAGCCAUGGUAAGUGAUGGGGGGAUUGUUUGUGGGGGUUGUGCUUGUUGUUGGGCAGCCUGUAUUUGUUGUCUGGGGUUAUUCCAUGUUUAGGAAUUCAGCUUAGAGGGCAGUGUUGCAAUGACCAUGGAUUCCCUCCAGAAUGCAUGUUCUGUGUAUGUGAUAAACAAAGCCUAUAUACACGGCCUGGCUGGCCUACGAGCAGGAGCAGGUGUGGGAUAUCAGGGGAGUUGGGGAGACUUAGCCCUGUCUUUAAAACCAUUUAUUAUCUCUGAUUUCUAGUGAUCUCUGGGUUAAAAAUUGAUUUACCAACACGAAGAUAAGUGGAGGCUAUUAGCUCACUGUAUCUAUCAACUAAUGUUUAUUAGACAUGCUAAAAUGUAGGGCAUGAGUAGCCAGUGGCAUAUAGACAAAUAUUUUUAAACAUAUUAAAAUUCAGGUGAAUAGGUGAAGGUGUAAGUACCUGAAUUUGAUGUAUAGUAUGGAGAUCUUUGUUGCUGUUCUGUGUAUGGCUGGUUAUGGAGAACUAGAAGCUAACACACUUCUCAUCAUGUUGAUCAAGUGGUAGCUUAUUGUGAUACACUGCCUUAGGUCUCUUCCGCUUCCUCCUUCCCCCCCCCCCAUAAAAAAAUCUAAAUUGUAUCCUAUGCUUUACCUUACUGCUGCAAGUGUUCAGUCUUGUAUAUGUUGGUGUCUGACAUGAGUUUCUGUCCACACUGCGUAUACUGAGCUUGAGCUAUAACUUCUAAGCAGUGUAAUUAGAGUUCUCCCUGCCACACACUUCCAAUUUUUUUUUUUUUUUUUUGAAGCCAGAAAUUGUAAUUCUGCAGUGGUUGUAGAGCUGGGGAGUGGACACCAUUUUGCUGGUUUGCAACAGGCUGGGGCACUCCUUGUGUCAGGACAGCUACAGUGCUUUUGAGUGGUCAUGAUUGGACCGUUCCUUUUUUUUAAAGGGACACUAUAGUCAUCAGAACUACCGCGUAAUGUAGUUGUUCUUGUGCGUAUAGUAUGUCCUUUCAGGUCUUUUUGCUGUAACUUCUACAAAAGAGAAGGCAGUGUUUACACUGCUCCCUAUGGACACCUCCAGUGGCAGUCACUCAGAUGGCCUCUAGAGGUGCCUUCUGGCUGAGUGCUGCACAACUGACAUUCAGUGUCUCCUUGCACAGCAUGGAGAUGCUGAACCUCUUUAUAAUGGAGAUGUGCUGAUUUCAAUGAAUGAGAAGAUGCUGAUUGGCCAGAGUGUUUGGAUCUGCGCCAUGCAUCUUGACUCAGAUCAUCCAUUCUGAUGUCCACCAAGUAGGUGGGGUGGAGCCGGCGCUGUUAUAAAGGUAUGUUUGUAUCCUAUUUAAGGGGGCUGGGUCCCUGAAUAUAGUUUUUAACACUAUAGUGUCAGGUUUCCAUGUUUGUGUUCCUUUUAAAGGGACACUCCAGGCACCCAGACCACUUCUGCCCAUUGGAGAGGUCUGGGUGCCAACUCCCACUAACCUUAACACUGAAAGUGUAACUAUUGUGAGGACCUCCAGCGUCGCUCAAUUCCCCAAAGGUUAGCAUUGAAAAGCAAUUUCGAUGCUUUUCAAUGGAGAUCUCUAAUGUGCAUGUGCAGCAUUGCCACGCAUGCGCCUUGGGUCUCCACGGGCAGGAUCAGUCUCUCCCACCGGCCGACAUAAGGAGGAGCGGUGGCGGCCUGAAACCACCGCCGAGGGACACUGGCGGGGGGUCUCAGGUAAGUGACUGAAGGGGUUUUCACCCCUUCAGCAGUUGGGAGGUGGGAGGGAGUGGGGACCUGCAGUGCCAGGAAAAAGGAUUGUUUUCCGGGCACUGGAGAGUCCCUUUAAGUAAACCCUGGGAAAAGUACUGACACGUCUGUAUGGGGACUACUUUGUGAUGUGGACUUGUUAGUCCAGUGAAAUGUAACUUGUAAUGUUCAUUUUAUGUCGUAUAAUAUGUGUAUUUAGGCUGAUCUUUGUUUAAUCAUUGAAAUCUGAUUAUCUUUCAGACGGUGGGAAAAAGCAGCAAGAUGCUGCAGCACAUUGACUUCAGGAUGCGCUGUAUCCUACAAGAUGGACGCAUCUUUAUUGGAACCUUUAAAGCUUUUGACAAACACAUGAACCUCAUCUUAUGUGAUUGUGAUGAAUUUAGAAAGAUUAAGUAAGUAUCUGAAGGUUAACUAAAAUCCCUUUUAAUUUUUCAGAGUUGUGCAAUAAGGGAAUUUAAAGAGACAAACUGUACAUUUUAAACAGGGGUUUGAAUGUCAUAAAGUUAUGCACUAUAUGAAAAAAGACCCAAGGCAGUGAAGCGUCUUGGCCUAUAAAGAGGCUGUGUACAACAUUAGUAACUUAUGGCACAGUCCCACCUGUUUCUUUGCCCUGUCUUUCCUUCUACACAAAGUUCUUGAAUCUCAAACUUUAUUUUUCAGGCCCAAGAACUCUAAACAGCCAGAACGUGAAGAGAAAAGGGUUCUUGGACUGGUUUUACUACGUGGAGAAAACUUGGUAUCCAUGACUGUAGAAGGACCCCCACCAAAAGACGUAUGUAUCAAAACUAAAUUUGUUAGCAUUUUGCAGUAACCUUGCCUGAAAAGCUGAAGCCUUCUGGUUUCUAGCUGGUAGACUUAAAAUUAACUUGCUAUCCCACUGUACAGUGCUAAGGCAUUUGCUGGCGAUACUUUAUUAAUAAAAUGAGUGUCAGAAAAUGCUCACAAGGCAAUAAAUCAUAGUGUAUCCUUAUAAUGAAUUUGCUUGCUUUCUCAAACUGGAACGUGCAUUGCAGGACUAAGGAGGACAGGGACGCUGAAGUGGUCUGGGUGACUUAAGUUUCCCUUGCUCUUUACUAAAGCUUCAAAAGCCAAGAAAUUAAAGCUGACUUAAUUUUGUCUUCUUUUUUUUUUUUUUUUUUUUAAUAGACUGGCAUUGCAAGAGUACCACUUGCAGGAGCUGCAGGUGGACCUGGUGUAGGCAGAGCAGCUGGGAGAGGUGUGCCUGCUGGUGCUCCUAUGCCUCAAGCACCAGCUGGAUUGGCAGGACCUGUCCGUGGUGUGGGAGGACCUUCGCAACAGGUAAAUCAAGCUUUUUGAUAUCUAGUAGCAUAGAAAUUUUGGGUGAACUAAACCAAAGUCAGUCUAAUGGUAUGGGGUUACUGCAUUAAGUAUUCUGUAUAUGAGAUACAUAGAGCUCUACAAAUGAGUCUUAGUGUGAUCUAAAAGUUCUGACAGUGUCAUGUAUGUCAACAUUGCACAUUAAUAGUUUGAUGGCCUUCUUCCUCUAUCAGGUGAUGACUCCUCAGAGCCGUGGAAACGUUGCUGCCGCUGCUGCAGCAGCUACAGCUAGUAUUGCGGGUGCUCCAACACAAUAUACUCCAGGUGGUCGUGGAGGGCCCCCACCUCCCAUGGGAAGAGGAGCACCACCUCCAGGUAAGAAGAAACAAAGCUUUAACGUUCCAAUAAAAUGUGGACCCGUGAUGACAGUGUGCUUGCCUGAUUUAUUUGAUGAACUUGCAGGAUUACCCUGAGGUCCAUUUGACACUUCUGUGUUUUGUUUUGUUCAUGAAUGUUGUCAUUUACAAAAACUCUAUCACAUCAAGGUAUGAUGGGACCACCACCAGGCAUGAGACCACCAAUGGGCCCGCCCAUGGGUAUGCCUCCAGGCAGAGGAGGACCAAUGGGAAUGCCACCCCCUGGUAUGAGGCCUCCACCACCUGGCAUGAGGGGUAAGUAUCACUUUAUGGUAAUGUGACUAACGGGAUUUUUUUUUUAUGGUGAAAGCAUUAACUACACAGUAACUUCUGAGAACAAAUUGUUCCAGUUGCGGCACGUUUAUCCUUCACCCCCUUAAGGAUUGUUAGAUCACACAUAUGAUCAAAGUAUCAAACUGUUUAACUAAGUAUUUAAUAUGCACACAUACAUCAUUAAGUGUAUUUUACUAUUUAUGCAUAGAAUAGUUCAUGUAUAAUUCAAUUGAGAAAAAUAAACAAUAUUUUAAACUCUUAACUGUUUAAUUUUGUUCCAACAAUAUUGCGAUAUCAAUAUACAUAUGCAAAUCCAAAUAAAAUUAGAAUGACAUUAUAAAAUGUUUAAACUCUACAUAUUUAUGUAACUUAACAUUUCAUUAGUUGGAGGGACUUGCCUGACAACCCAAAGAAUCUGGUUCACAAGCCCUCUAACUUUCAAAGACCCCCAUAAAACCAGUACAUGGGUUAUACUAUUACUCGGAAUUUGCUGAACACACGUGUCUCAAAACUGUAAAACAUCACAACAAUGUCUGUGUGCGCUAUUUUAUUUUUAUCGCACACCCAAACGGCACUCUCAGACGAUAUAAUUUUUUUAUUGUUUUUGAAAACCCUAUUUGUGUUCAGCAAGGUCUCCCAAGUAAAACUGUUUCCCCCUCCCCAUGUACAGGUUUUAGGGUGGUUUGGAAAGUUAGUCUGGUAUAAGGCUUGCAUUUCAGUCUUUUUACACUGAAAAUUGCUAGAUUUGGUUAUGUUGCUUUUGAGACCAUAUGACUGCCUAGGAAUGAGAAUUACUCUGAGAAUGGAAUACCAUUUGCAAAAGACCACCAAAGGUAUUGCAAAUAGGGUAUGUCCAGUCUUUUUUAGUCGGUCAAACACUGGACAAAAUUUAGCAUUCAAAUUUUUUUUCACACUAAAAUGAACACAAACUUUGGCCUAGGCUUGUGACUAAGUGGCUAGUAGAAGAUUGGACAUACCCCAUUUGUAAUACCUUGGGUUGUUAACUUUGAUUUCUGGGCUACCAUUUGCUCUCAAAGGCAACAUAAUCAGUCUAGCAAAUGUUUAAGGUGUAUAAACUGAAAAAUGUAAUGUGCUAUAGUUGACCCUGUAACACGCCAACACCAUAAAACCUGUUCAUGGGAGUACUGUUCUCAUGAGACAUUGCUGAAUACAAAUCUGUACUUUAUUGCAGUAUUGACAGUUAAGCCAUGCAGAACUAAAACUCUUUAAAUUUUUCACUCUUAUAUUUUCAUAAAUUAUGAUAUGACAUGAAAGCCAUGUUUCUCCUGAGCAAAAUAAUCUAGAAUACAUGUGAGUGCACUUAAUAGGAAAGAGGUGAAUUAUGAUUGAACAGAUGUAUUGCGCAAAUUCAGUGUCUUGUUUUGACCUGAACUUACAACUGCCUCUAUCAUUAAGGGGAUAAUUGCUUUUAUGUUUAGUAUAAAAUUUUACAUUUACUGGAUUGACAAUCCUGAAAUUAUUAAAACUACUCUUAUAAAUUGUUUCUAACAAAUCUCAACCUUAUCUGAAUGUAAUGUAUGUAUUUUACAGGACCCCCACCACCAGGAAUGAGGCCAACAAGACCUUGAGACCUGCUUUGCGUACACAUCAAUGUAAAGUUUUUCUGUGCAUCACAGGACUGUUCCGGUUCAAUGUUUGUAACUUUUUAUUUUCUUUUCUUUGUAAAUGAGUUUUUAAUAAACUUUAAAAUCUUUUUGUGUGAACUGAUCCUUUUUUAAACUCUGCUGACAGGGAGGUGUACCAAAGCUAAUUUAAAGAUCUGAAAGUACCAACUUCAAGUUGUACUCCACUGCUCAAAUACAAACUCUAAACACUGUGUUUAGUUGACAUAGCA
Messenger RNA from Pelobates cultripes (western spadefoot toad), 5753 nucleotides. The record is from the annotation of a GenBank genome assembly. Lineage: Eukaryota; Metazoa; Chordata; Amphibia; Anura; Pelobatidae.